UGGAAAAAAUGACAAAUGGGGAUUUCUAUUGGCGAAAGAGGUAUUUCUAUUCAAGUUUCGCGGCAACAUCUCUUCACAUUUUCUUUCCCUAAUUCUAUCUUUCUCUUAUCUUUUUUUUUUCUUCUCUCUCUAAAACCCUUGGUUUCAAAUUUCUCAAUCGAUCUCUCUCUCUCUCUUUUUGAAAGUAAAAGGCUCCUGCUUUCCGGACUACUGCGUUUCGCUUUCUAUGCGUUUAGUCCUUCUCCAAGUCACGUAACUGAGAAACACCUGCAGAUGGCACCGGCGGUUAGGAAGUCGAGGAGUGUGAACAAGCGUUUCACCAACGAACCCUCGCCGAGAAAGGAUGCUGGGAGCUCCAGAAAAAAUAAGCAGCGUAAGACGAAAUUUUCUGAUAAACUGGGACCUCAGUGGACUAAAGCAGAGCUUGAGCGUUUCUAUGACUACUACCGAAAGUACGGACAGGACUGGAGAAAGGUGGCUGCUGCUAUUCGGAAUAGCAGGUCUGUUGACAUGGUGGAAGCUCUUUUUAACAUGAAUAAGGCUUAUUUAUCUCUUCCGGAAGGAACUGCCUCUGUAGCUGGCCUUAUUGCUAUGAUGACCGAUCAUUACACUGUCAUGGAAGGGAGUGGCAGUGAAGGAGAAGGCCAUGAUGUACCAGAAGCACCGAGGAAACAGCAAAAGCGCAAACGCCCAAAACCUCAGCUUAGUGAUUCUCGAGAGGAAGAUGAUACGCAACAUCCCGUUGCUUCAACUGAUGGAUGUCUCAAGUUUUUGAAACAAGCACGAGCUAAUGGAACUCAUCGACGUGCCACUGGCAAACGUACACCUCGGGUUCCUGUACAGACUUCACGGGAUGAUGGGGAAGGCGCUACUCCACGAAAUAAAAGAGCCAGAAAGCAACUUGAUGCCAAUGAUGAUGUUGCUGCACAUUUUUUAGGAUUGACGUUAACAGACGCAUCCAGAAGGGAAGGGUCUCCACAAGUGUCUGAAUCACCUAAUAAAAGAACAGAACCCAGCGACAACUCGCCAAUAAAGAGCUGGGGGAAAAUGUCGCGAACGAGGAAAGCUAGCCGAGAAAAGAAGCUUGAAUCUGAUAGAGAGGAUGUGGAAGGAGUUGGCGAAAUGGAGGCUCCACGGAAGGUUAAAAGGGUCUACAAGAAAAGAGUCAAAGUCGAAGAAGCCGAGUGUAAUGAUUCUGAUGACAACGGUGGGGCAUGCAGUGCCACUGAGGGGAGCAGGAUUAAAUCAAAGAGACGAAAGGCAGGUGUUGGUGCCUCAAGAGGGACAUAUUCACCGCGCAGCCCAAAAGAAAAGGACAACAAAUUUACUUCCGGAGAUGAAUUUGAUGCUCUGCAAGCCUUAGCUGAUUUGUCAGCUUCAUUGCUUCCGGGAGCUUUGAUGGAAUCAGAAUCUUCUGCUCAGUUGAAGGAAGAGAGAAUAGAAAACGACAUGGACGAGAAAUCUAGCUCACCAGAUGAUAGUCAUGGGGAAAAAGCAGAUUCAGAACCAGAUGAUAGUCUCCUUCAUGCAAUUUCUGCUAUUGGGAACGUUGCUUACAGUAGAAAACCAAAAUCUUCAAGGCAACUAUCCACUGAUUGUAACGCUGUUCCCACGGAGAAGCCUGAACCGGAGCCUACUAGUGGCAGUUCAAAAAGAAAACGGAAACCAAAGAAGCUAUGGGAUGAAACUCCACAUGAAUCUACUCGGAAGAAAUCCACAAACAAGCAGAAGGAAUUGGCUCAAGAAGACGUUAAUAUGAAGUCUUCGCUUAGAACUAAACGCUCUGGUCAAGUCCUCCCCCCACAGUCAAAACAGUUGAAAGUUGCUAAGGAGUUGGAGGAAGCUACUACAACGAGCGAUAAGAAAAGAUCUGCGAUGGAUGUAGUAGAAGUGGCAACAACUAAAGAAGUUUCUGAUUCGGGUCCAGCCAGUUUACCGCAGAAGCCUCCUAACAGGCGUAAGAUGAGUCUGAAGAAAAGCUUACAGGAAAGGGAUAAUAAAUCUUCUGAAACCAUUCAUAAAGCUUCUCGUAGCUCAAGAUCUCUUUCAGAACAUGAGUUGCUAUUAAAGGAUAAGCUUUCUACUUCCCUAUCGCAUCCCUUGGCACGUCGAAGGUGCAUGUUCGAAUGGUUUUAUAGUGCCAUCGACCAUCCCUGGUUUGCAAAGAUGGAGUUUGUCGAUUACCUAAAUCACGUAGGACUUGGUCACAUUCCUAGACUUACUCGUCUUGAGUGGAGCGUCAUUAAAAGCUCUCUUGGUAGACCGCGAAGAUUCUCCGAGAGAUUUUUACAGGAGGAGAGGGAGAAACUCAAACAGUACCGUGAGUCUGUGAGAAAGCAUUACACAGAGCUUCGAACAGGUGCAAGGGAAGGGCUUCCUACAGAUUUGGCUCGGCCAUUAGCAGUUGGGAAUAGAGUCAUUGCCAUCCAUCCCAAAACACGAGAGAUUCAUGAUGGGAAGAUCCUCACUGUUGACCAUAGCCAAUGCAACGUUCUGUUCGACGACGUGGGCGUUGAGUUAGUUAAAGACAUUGAUUGUAUGCCUUUAAAUCCGUUGGAAUACAUGCCAGAGGGUCUGAGGAGGCAAGUUGAUAAGUGCUUGUCCAUAAAGAAAGAAGCACAGCUAAGUGGUGUGUCUGUUAUAUUCCCUCCAUGCGGACUUGAGAAUAUCGACUUCUCCAUGAAUCAAUCUCUGAACCAGGGUGAUAUGAUUGCUCCCAUUCUACAUGGUAAAGUGUUAACAAACACUAGUAGUAGCCCACAUCAGACCAAUCAGUCACAUAUCAUAAAUUAUAGCAAAGGGCGAGAAGCUGAGAUUCAACGAGUACUUGCACUACAGCAUGCUUUAGAUGAAAAGGAAAUGGAGCCUGAGAUGGUAGAGAUUGUCAAGGGUUCAAAAACAAGAGCACAAGCAAUGGUGGAUGCAGCUAUCAAGGCUGCAUCAUCUGUGAAGGAAGGAGAAGAUGCCAUCAAAAUGAUUCAAGAAGCCUUGGACAUGGUUGGCAAACAUCAGCCGUUGCGCAGCUCUGUGGUCAAACAUGAAGAGCAUGCAAACGGCGGCGUAGAGCAUCAUCAAAACCCAUCUCUCUCCUCAGACGCAUCAAAGCCUAUGGCUAACAACGAUUUCAUCUCGCAAGAUGGUUCAUCAGAGAAAAACGAGGUUCAAAUGCCUGCAGAGCUAAUCACAUCGUGUGUUGCCUCUUGGCUCAUGAUUCAGAUGUGCACAGAGAGGCAGUACCCUCCAGCUGAAGUGGCACAGCUUAUAGACACAGCAGUUACAAGCUUGCAGCCUCGAUGCCCCCAGAACCUACCGAUCUACAGAGAAAUCCAAAUGUGUAUGGGACGAAUCAAGACUCAAAUCCUCUCUCUAGUACCAAGUUGAAACGCCAACUCAUGGGGGUUAGUGUCUUUUUAGAAAAAUCCAUUCUCCUUUUAACUUAGAGUAGAUUAUGAUAGGGUGUUAAGAGUUCAUGGGAGCAUGAUAACAGCUUGACCAGAGGUAUAUUAAGUAGUGAACCAUUGGUUCUGUAACUUCAGCUGAUGUUUAUGGUUUUUAUUAUAAUUUUCCAUAAAAGUCUUUUUCGCCA
Messenger RNA from Brassica napus (rape), 3586 nucleotides. Its product is annotated as protein ALWAYS EARLY 2-like. Gene Ontology annotation, cellular component: transcription repressor complex; nucleoplasm. Lineage: Eukaryota; Viridiplantae; Streptophyta; Magnoliopsida; Brassicales; Brassicaceae. Gene Ontology annotation, biological process: DNA-templated transcription; regulation of cell cycle; regulation of transcription by RNA polymerase II. The record is from RefSeq and is a predicted model, not a curated record. The coding region runs from base 16 to 3381 and encodes 1121 amino acids. The transcript has 18 exons. Gene Ontology annotation, molecular function: DNA binding.